This is a messenger RNA of Portunus trituberculatus (swimming crab), 1552 nucleotides long. RefSeq names its product putative GATA zinc finger domain-containing protein 25. The transcript has 5 exons. The record is from RefSeq and is a predicted model, not a curated record. Bases 507 to 1385 code for a protein of 292 amino acids. NCBI's taxonomy places the organism in Eukaryota, Metazoa, Arthropoda, Malacostraca, Decapoda, Portunidae.
CGCCUGCCAGUGCCACUCAUUCCGUGCUAGACUCUCCUGUGAUCAACACUGCCAGCACCACUAGACACCAUUACUAUUACUACUAUUGUUUCCACUACUGCCAAUACACGAACACUACUUGUGCUAUUGUUGUUGCUGCUGCUGCUAUUAUUUCCACAGCCACCAUUACGAGCUUCACAACUAACACUAACACUACUAACUACUACUACUACUACUACUAUUACAAAAUUACUACAAAAUGUUACCAUCGACAUUUCUAAAACUCUAAUUCUUGUAUUUUCUCUCUUACUUCACGCUUAUUAUUACUCAAAAACUAACUUUCCACUCAUCUCCCAGCCUUCCUUCACCCACCACCCCUAUUACCGACACCACAGACACCUGUACGCUUGCCCACGCCCGCCACCACCACCACCACCACCGCCAUUCUUACCACCACCUUUAUUACCAACACGGGAGACAGCCAUAGGACUGCCAAGAAGUAUCCAGUUCGACGCCACGUACACAGCAUGGCUUCCAACUUCUCCCUAGGAAUGAUCGGGGUGGUCGUGCUGGUGAUGUUGCUGCAGCUAUACAAAAUCCAAAGCUUGGGAGGUGAACUACGAAAUCAAGUAAUCAGAUCCGAAAACCAAAGGAGAGACCUGUUGCAAGAUAAUGAGAUCUGCGAGAUGAAGACCAAAAAAUUCCAGAAGGAACUGAAAAACUCGGAGGAAAUCCUUGCGUUCCAGAAAGUAACCGAACAGGAAAUACAAACAAAACUGAAUGAAGUGUUGGAAAAUCUUAACCUAAUGGAGAAUGAAAAGAAAACCAUACAAUUCGAGAAAAUCCGUCUGGAAAAUCAAAUUCAGAGCAUGCAGACUGAAGUUUCCGUCAAGGAGAAAGAGAGAGAGAAUGCCCUGAAGGAAGCUGAGAAGUACCAACAGCUGUAUGCGAAGGGAAACGAGCUCAUAAAUGCCUUGAGGGAGGAAAUCAAAAGGGUCCAAUCCAUGGUUCCGGUACCAGUGGGCCAGCUAGUGAAUGCCGGUGGAUUCAGUGCCCAGAACAAUCGUAUACAGAGGAAUGCCAAGGAAACAGACCCCCAAAAGAGGCUUUCCUCGCCAAACGCACUGGAAAAACAGAACCAAGGCCAAAAUGAAGCCAGAGAAAACGAAGAGCAGAAGGGAAUACAGAAAACGGAACAGGAAGUACAGACGGAAGGAGAACUACAAGAAAAUGAGGAGGAGGAACCACAACCAGAGGAGGUGAAUGCAGAGGAGAACGGAGAGGAAAACGAAGAGAGAGAUGCUGUAGACGAGAACAAGGAGCGGGACACGACGGAGGCGGUGGCGAAUGAAAACAAGUAUGAGGAUAUAAGAGAGGAUGAAGGCGUGAUGGAGGAAGAAAACUGACGCGUUGAGUGAAGGAAAUUUUAAUGAUAGGACUCUCUCUCUCUCUCUCUCUCUCUCUCUCUCUCUCUCUCUCUCUCUCUCUCUCUCUCUCUCUUAUUUAUUUGAAGUGUUUGUAUAAGAAAAUCGUUAUUGUUGGCACAGAAAUAACAAUAAAUUAAUGUACACUG